Molecule: messenger RNA, 1797 nt
Organism: Saccostrea cuccullata (small rock oyster)
Lineage: Eukaryota; Metazoa; Mollusca; Bivalvia; Ostreida; Ostreidae
Exons: 6
Coding region: 1-1305 (434 amino acids)
Molecular function (GO): calcium ion binding
Source: RefSeq, a predicted model, not a curated record
AUGGAUUCCACUUCCCAUUAUAAUCUCGCCAUAGCCAUUGAUUUUCCGCAGUGUUUAUUAUAUUCGUCAUUUACAGGUCCUCCUCCGGAAUACGACUCCAUCUUUUCACAAACGAACCCGAAUCCUCGCAGGUUGACGGACAAUCCAUAUCUCCAAGAUGACAGAAACCUAUGGGAAAAACUUCAUGAAUGGUUUGAAAUGUCCAUUUUACAACAGAUUAUAUGGCUGGCAGCUCUGGCUUUUUCUAUAUCAUAUAUUUCUUACGGAUUAAAGUAUGAUGGAGGCUGUUCCUGGAAAGUUUUCAAUAACAAUUCAGAAGUAGUGGAGGGAGAGGAUCUCCCUUCUUUCAUACAGACUGAGGGUAAGAUCCUGUGUGUCGCUAUCCUAUACGUAUUUUUAUGUCGAUUUCGUACCCUGUUGGAGAGCUGCCGUACCGAACGUCAAUCUAGGAAUGAAUUUGAGGGAAAGAAAAACUGUGAUUGGCUUCUGUUUAUCAUUGGCCCGGCAACGUACAUUAUUAAUUUCGGUUUUUGUGUCACAGGAGCCACAAAAGUUUUCCAUUUUUAUGACGAGAAAAACUUUACAGAAUUAAAAGAAAAAAAUGAAACGUAUACGAUGAAAUGCAACACAGAUUUCUACAGCUUUUAUUAUAAUGCCAAAAUAAUAGAACUAGUUGUGUUAAUAUCGUACACUCUUUACAUCUUUAUUGCCAUGAUUUAUAUACCAUGUCUAAAAAAAAGAUGGUUUCUACGACGCAAAUGGCGUCAAUGGGUCAGACUUCUUGACGCAGACCAAGAUGGCGUCAUCAGCGCUGAUGACAUGGAAAGGACCAACGUCAAGCUGGAACAGAUUCGUAGACGUGUUGGUGAUAGAACUACUCCUCUGUCUGCUGAAGAACAAAAGAGAUGGUGGAACGAAUACAUUUAUAAGGGCGUUUCUGGAGAAAGCAUAGCGAUGUCUAAUUACGUAUUUUGGUUGGAAUCAAGCGCUUCUCCUCAUGAUAUGGCAAGCAAACUCAGACCAAUGGUUACGGAGUUUUUUAACUUCUUCUCCACGGAGGAUUUUCGGAAUAAAAAUAUCAUCAUGAGUGAAGAAGAUUUUGUCAAGUUUUGGGCCAUUCUUGCUGGAGUCGACGAAUGUCAUUGCAGAGAAAUAUUUGCUAAGCAUUUUCCUUCACCACUAACGAUGGCUUUAUUCUUGGAAGACUUUGUGGUUUUUCUUUCACAGCAUGCAUCUUGGAAUGAAUAUAGCCACAGAGUAUUUAACGUUCUGAAAUAUAAAGAUACUAGGUGCUGCAGAGUGUGAAUAUUUUCAUAAACUUUUUCAUACGGCAUCAACAUUUAUCUCUGUUAUUUUGUUACAGAGGUGGAGUUUUCAGAAAUAAAAUUACCAAGUAAAUAUGGCAUACGGAAUACAUUCUGCUCAAUGCAUGUUUUUUUUUUUUUAAUUUCCCUAGAGAUAUUUUUAUGAAAAAUCUCAUCAAUGUAUUUUUUCCAGAAAGGGGUGAGGUAGAUGUUUAUCUGCCUUUCCACGUUACACGUACCUUCAUAUAGUAUUACACUGUCUAUGACUUAUUAUACGGUUGGAGACAAUCGUUUUAUUCCAAAAGCCAACCAUUUCAAGCUGAGACAGGUGUUUGUGUUCUGAAACUUGCAUCUAUACGGGGAUUACAAAAAUGUGAUAUACGCCGACAUAUGUAAAUUAUAUAUCUUAAAGUUUAUAAUUAUUGUUUAAAUAUUGUUUUAAUAUAGGAAAAGUAUUAGAACAAGCCAAAAAGUCACUAUGUACCAUACAUGC